AUGCAGGCACCAAGGACACUAUACGCCUUGACCGUUACCCAGGUGCUUGAUCUGCUCAAGAAUAACACCAUCACUGUCGAAGAAUAUGCCCGUUCCCUUUUAGACCGCUUUGAGGAGAAGGACAGCACCGUGAAAGCAUGGGCGUACCUCGAUCAGGAAUUGGUAUUGAGCCAAGCUCGAGCUCUUGACCAGAUGCCCAAUGAUCAGAGAGGGCCGUUGCAUGGAGUAGCGGUAGGCAUUAAAGAUGUAAUAAACACCAAAGAUAUGCCGACUCAGUUUGGCUCUCCACUGUACCAAGGACAUCAGCCAGGUUUUGAUUCAUCAGCUGUUGCGAUUCUACGAGCUGCCGGGGCUCUCAUCUUCGGCAAAACAACCACGACAGAGUUCACUGCGACUAAUUCGGGACCCGAUACCACCAACCCUCAUGAUCCAAAUCGUACCCCCGGCGGCUCAUCUUGCGGGUCAGCUGCAGCAGUAGCCGGUUUGCAAGUACCGCUGAGUCUCGGAGCGCAGACUGGCGGUAGUAUUAUUCGCCCAGCAUUAUUCACUGGAAUCUUCGCGAUGAAACCAAUUUACAAUGCAAUCUCACCCGAAGGCCAAAAGACGUUUUCUGCCACCUUUGAUACCUUCGGUUUCUUUGCUCGCAGUAUCGAGGAUCUACAACUAGUUGCAGAUACCUUUGCCCUCAAGGACGAUGUACCCCCUAGGGACAUAUCGCUGAAAGAAGCCUCGGUUGCUUUGAUCAAGACUCCGAUGUGGGCUCGGGCAGGGCCUGGCACUGUAUGUGCUAUGGAGAGAGCUGUCACAAUUCUUAAAAACAGCGGGGUAAUGGUCGAAGAAGUCCCCUUUCCUACGGAAGUCUGCGAUAGCGAGGCCUUGAGGCAGAUGCAGAACGUAAUUAUCAGUGGCGAAGCCCAGGUAGCCUUUCUCAGGGAAUAUCGACUGGACAGGACGAAACUAGAUCCGGAAAUUUGUCGCCCAGUCGAAAACAACUCAAACUACACCCACAAAGAAAGGUUGCAAGCCCUCGAUAGAUACGCUAGCUUGCGACCCAUCAUUGACAAGGUGGCCGCAAAAUACUCGGCCAUCAUUACGCCUAGUGCAAUUGAUGAAGCUCCGCUCGGACUCAACGAUAUGGGCAGUCCGGUUUUUAAUACUCUUUGGACGGCGAGUAGUUCGUUCUGCAGUAUUUGUUCGUUUCUCGCUAACCAGGUGCAGGGAUUUCAUAUGCCCGUUAUCAAUAUACCUGCAUUUACCGGAGCGCAUGGUAUGCCUAUCGGCAUAUCGAUUGUGGCAGGCAGAUUUUGUGAUCAGCAUCUUUUGAGGAUCAGCAAAGUCCUCAGUGAGCCUCUCAUGGCCGAAGGCGGCUGGAAGGUAAUGGCCUAA
Molecule: messenger RNA, 1386 nt
Organism: Pochonia chlamydosporia 170
Lineage: Eukaryota; Fungi; Ascomycota; Sordariomycetes; Hypocreales; Clavicipitaceae
Product: amidase
Exons: 4
Coding region: 1-1386 (461 amino acids)
Molecular function (GO): catalytic activity
Source: RefSeq, a predicted model, not a curated record